This is a messenger RNA of Schizosaccharomyces osmophilus, 1113 nucleotides long. It is a transcript of the gene leu1, whose product is annotated as 3-isopropylmalate dehydrogenase Leu1. Bases 1 to 1113 code for a protein of 370 amino acids. Gene Ontology annotation, cellular component: cytosol. Gene Ontology annotation, molecular function: 3-isopropylmalate dehydrogenase activity; NAD binding; magnesium ion binding. NCBI's taxonomy places the organism in Eukaryota, Fungi, Ascomycota, Schizosaccharomycetes, Schizosaccharomycetales, Schizosaccharomycetaceae. The record is from RefSeq and is a predicted model, not a curated record. The transcript has a single exon. Gene Ontology annotation, biological process: L-leucine biosynthetic process.
AUGUCCGUUAAAAAGAUUGUUGUUUUGCCAGGUGAUCAUAUUGGACCCGAAAUCGUUUCUUCCGCUGUCGAAGUUUUAAAGACAGUGGAAAAAAAGUGUUCCGACCUAAAGUUUGAAUUUGAGGAACAUAAGAUUGGCGGUGCCUCAAUCGAUGCCUAUGGUACACCUUUGACCGAUGAGACAAUUAAGGCUUGUUUGGAGGCUGAUGGUAUUAUUUUGGGAGCAGUUGGCGGUCCCGAAUGGACAAACCCCAACUGCCGUCCUGAGCAAGGAUUGUUGAAGCUUCGCAAAAGUUUGGGUGUUUGGGCAAAUCUUCGUCCAUGCACCUUUCCUAGCAAAUCUUUGCUUAAGUACAGUCCCUUAAAGUCCGAGAUUGCUGAGGGAGUUGAUUUUUGCGUCGUUAGAGAGCUCACCGGUGGUUGCUAUUUCGGUGAGCGUACUGAAGAUAAUGGCUCAGGUCAUGCUAUGGAUACCUGGCCUUACAGUGUAGAGGAAGUUACUCGAAUUGCUCGUUUAGCUGCCUGGCUUGCACAAACAUAUAACCCUCCUGCGCCUGUUACUUUGCUUGACAAAGCUAACGUUUUGGCUACUUCCAGACUUUGGCGUAAAACUGUUGCCAAGGUCUUUAAAGAAGAGUUUCCUCAUUUGACAUUAAAGAACCAGCUUAUUGAUUCUGCUGCCAUGCUUAUGGUCAAGAGCCCUCGCACUUUAAACGGUGUUGUUUUAACGGACAACUUGUUUGGUGAUAUUAUUUCUGACGAGUCAUCUGUUAUUCCUGGAAGCUUGGGUUUGCUACCUUCCGCUUCUCUUUCCGGAAUUUAUGGUCAAACGGAGAAUCUUAAUUGUCUUGUUGAACCCAUCCAUGGCAGUGCUCCCGAUAUUGCUGGCCAAGGGAUCGUAAACCCAGUCGGUACCAUUUUGUCUGGUGCACUUUUGCUUCGCUACGCUUUGAAUGCUCACAAAGAAGCUGCUGCCAUUGAAGCAGCUGUUGAAAAGGUCCUUGACGAUACUUCCAUCGGUGGCCGAGGUCUCUAUACUCGUGAUUUGGGCGGUGAUGCCAAGACGGUUGGCAUUACUAAAGCUGUUGUUGAGGAACUUGAAAAGAUUUUGUAA